Nerophis ophidion (straightnose pipefish) is the source of this 3155-nucleotide messenger RNA. RefSeq names its product claspin-like. Bases 146 to 2590 code for a protein of 814 amino acids. The record is from RefSeq and is a predicted model, not a curated record. Gene Ontology annotation, molecular function: protein binding. The transcript has 8 exons. NCBI's taxonomy places the organism in Eukaryota, Metazoa, Chordata, Actinopteri, Syngnathiformes, Syngnathidae.
ACUUCCGGUUGUCAAAGGUGACGCUGCGAACAUGUGUGAAGUUAGAAUGUAGCGGGGGCUUAUUUUGCGCCUUUUUUCUUCCAAAACAAAGUAAUAAUGAGAGCGAGGGUGCGUUUAACAUUAACGUUACUGUUGUGAGAAGAUUAUGUCUGUGAAUGCGUGCAAAGAUCUUAUCCCGCUCAUUUAUCGCCAUUUGAAGGAGCAUGGUUUCCAGUCUGCUGCUACAGAACUCCUGAGGCAAAACACGCAGUGUUAUGUGGAAGGAGAUUCGACGUUAUCUGCAUCCUUACAAGAAAUAUACAGUUCCUGGUUAAAAGACGUAAAACAAGCCCGCUGUGGCAGGGGCGUGGUCCACGCGUUCCUUGCGGGCGGGGUGUGUGCAGCGAUCGGCCAUGAAGCCGCUGACAGGCACUCAAAGAACAGACACUCCAGGUCUAAUGGAGGUGCAUCAACUGCAGUUUCAGCUAAAGUUGCUUCCAAGAAGGAGAACAAAUCUGCAAAGAAAUCGCAAAAACAGAAACCCGUUGCACCAAAAAGGAGCAAAAAAGAUGGAAAGGUGUCAGAAAAUGCCCCACCAGCGAAGAGGCUAAAGAAGCAACAAACGGCGGUGACUGCUUGUCAAGAUGAUUCUGACUCUGACAGUAGUUUGGACGUAGAGAAAUGGAAGAAAAUGCUUCUACAGAUGACAGAGGUUGAUGCAGCCAAGAUAGAUGCCAUCAACUCUUUGGACUCUUCUGCACCGAAAAAGAGAGUUAGGAAAUCCCGGGCUAAGCCGAAAACUGACAUGCCUGCUAAAAAGAAGAUCGAGGAGAAAGCAGUGACAAAGAAACAAUCUAAGUCUAGUCUACAAAAGAACACCUUGAGCAUGACACAAAAUCUGAUAUCAACAGAAGGUGCGACAGCUGCGGCUUCAUCUAUCAAGGAUAAACCUGUGGUGGACGUAGCAAGCUGUGAUAAAAAGAUAUUGGUAGACAAAGUGGGGAAGAGAAAAGAAAUGAAGACUAACAAAAAGAGAAAGGAGCCUGAUAACAGACUCAAUAUUUUAGAGCCCAUUUUAAAAGACAAAAAAACCAAGAAGAAGAAGAAGAAAAAGAAGGUAGGUGAUAGCAAGGAAGAUUCUGAGAUUAAAUUCAAGCAGAAGAAAGCCCAGAAGAAGAAUAAGAAACUUGACGGUUUGAAAAUCGGUGAGCGGGAAAAUCCAGAUGAGACUGACGUUGACAAGGAGGCAAGCAGGAACGCGGAGCUGGCUCCGAUUGUGGACAGUUCAAGUGCCGAUGUGAGGGAAAACAAAUCAAAGAAGAAUAAGAGUCAUGUGGAGGCAAAUUCUGAGCAGACUGAUGACCAAACAGAGAAGAAAAAAGACCAAUCUUCUCCUGAUGAGGAUCCAGUGGCUGAGACUGGAAAAGAGAACGGAAGCACUGAAGAAAGAGGAGAGCCCGACCCAGAAAUCAAGAAGAAAAAGAAAAAGGAGGCAAUAGGUGAUGGUGAGGGGACUCCUCAGCUUUCAGUCAAGAAGAAGAAAUCCCAAAAGAACAAAAGGACGGACGAGGAAAGAACCUGUGAGCAGGAAACUCCAGAGCAGACUGACAACGACAAGGAGACGGCUUUAAGUGUGGACAGUUCAAGUGCUGAUGUGAGGGGAAAUAAAUCAAAGAAGAAUAAGAGUCAUGUGGAGGCAAAUUCUGAGCAGACUGAUGACCAAACAGAGAAGAAAAAAGACCAAUCUUCUCCUGAUGAGGAUCCAGUGGCUGAGACUGGAAAAGAGAACGGAAGCACUGAAGAAAGACGAGAGCCCAACCCAGAAAUCAAGAAGAAAAAGAAAAAGGAGGCAAUAGGUGAUGGUGAGGGUACUCCUCAGCUUUCAGUCAAGAAGAAGAAAUCCCAAAAGAACAAAAGGACGGACGAGGAAAGAACCCGUGAGCAGGAAACUCCAGAGCGGACCGACAACGACAAGGAGGUGGCUUUAAGUGUGGACAAUUCAAGUGCUGAUGUGAGGGGAAAUAAAUCACAGGAGAAGAAGAAGAGCAAGAGUCAUCGAGUGGAAAAAAAUACUCCGCAGACAGAUGACCAAACACAGAGGAGAAAAGACACAUGUUCUGAUGAGGAUCCAUCGGCUAGAAAUGAAAAAGCGAUUGGAAUCAGUGAAGAAACAGCAGAACCCAACACAGAAGAGCUCACAGUUGAAGUGAAAAAAUCCCACAAGAAGAGAAGGAAAACGGACGAUGCGAGAAUCUCAGCGCAGGAAAAUCCAGAACGGACUGACGACGACAAGGAGGCAAGCAGGGGCGAGGAGAUGGCUCCGACUGUGGACAGUCCAAGUGCUGAUGUGAGGGGAAAUAAAUCCAAGAAGAGGAAGAAGAAGAGUCAUCAUGUGGAGGAAAAUCCUCAGCAGACAGAGAACCAAACGGAGAAGAAAAAAGACAAAUCUUUUCCUGAUGAGGAUCCAGUGGAUGAAAAUGAAAACGAGAACAAAAGCAGAGAAGAAACAGGAGAGCCAAACACAGAAGUCAAGAAGAAGAAGAAAAAACUCUGGUUUAUUGAUACACAGCCUCUGCUGACCCUGGACACACUACAACAUCCGUCUGUGUGAAAAAGCAAAUGUGAUGUUUUGUCAUCGUUUGUGUCUGCAGGGAAAAGGAAUCAGGAUUCAGAAAAGUUCCCUGCAACACCCACAUGGUCACAUGACAAACCCCAGGAGCCAACCUGACACAUCUCCCAAACAAAGUCAAGUCACGUGUCGUUUUUAUUUUUAAUGGAACAAGCUAAGUACCCCAGAUGUGGGAUAGUACUGACUAUCUGGAAGAUUAAACACCACCAUUUUAUUGAGAGAAAAAAUAUGAAUAUUUACUUUAGGCACGUAUUGUUCAGUUUUAACCGCUUUUAUACACGUGAUGUUUACAAAUGUCAUGUUGUUGCACCCCAGGAUUUGGAAGUCCCAUUCAGGGUGAGAAAGUGUUUUGUAAUAACUUUUAAUAUUGUGGUGUAAACCGCUGUGCUUCUUGCCACCUUGAAAUAUGGACUCGUGGACAAAAACACAACACUGACAAGCAGUUUUAUAAUGAAAAUCAUUUAAAAUAUUAGUUUGCUGUUGUUGGUCAGCUGCACGUCUUGCAGAAUCUACUUUUAUACAAAUAAAAAUAUGUUUUACUAAGGUA